AUGGCAUCUACUUCUUCUAUAACAACUUUCUCCGAUCUCCACCCAGUCAUCAUCCAAACCCAAAUCUUACCACGACUCGACGGUCAAUCUCUCUCCUCCGUCGCAACCACAUCAUCCUAUCUACGAACCAUCACCGCAGACGACAUUCUUUGGUCAGACAUUUGCAAGUCCACUUGGCUCUCAAUAACCCACCCACGUAUCAACCAUGUCAUCUCCACCUUCUCCGCCGGUCACCGUUCUUUCUUCCAAGACUCUUUUCAGCCUCCAACCACCGAUGUUAAACACCUUACCUGCCGCCGUUCUUGGUCAAACACCCAACCAUCUUGUUCCUUAACACAUCAUCCUUGGCCAUCUGAACUUAUCUUAGCCGUCGAUAUACGCUUCCAUAACAAUAUCGUUUACUCCAGAGUCGAAAUCACCGACACCACAACCAAUUUCCUGACAUCGGAGCUUAGGAUUGUAUUAAACGACGAUCCGGCUAGAAAUCAAUCGGGUUUUGAACUCGGGUCAAUCGACUUGAAAGUCGACAAGCUAUUACACGCCGAUGACGAAACAAUAUCACACCUCAAAGAAUCCGUAACAUUAAACUGGAUCCUAAUAGAUCCGACACGGAAACGAGCGGUAAACCUAUCCAGCAUCAAACCUGUUCUUGCAUGGGUAGACAACCACGUCCAUCUCCGAUACGUCAUCGUUUUACCAGGGUGUGACUCGAGUGAGAGAGUGGAAUGUAGAAUAGAGGUGACGUUGGUUGUGGAUAAAGGAGGGGUGGCAUUGCAUGUGAGGGAGGUGAUACUUCACGUUAAAGACGCGUCUUGUAAUUGUUUGAAGGGGAAGGACUUUUUGGAUGAUAGUAAAGGAAAUUUUUAUGUGGGCGUCGACGGAUCUAAUUCUUUUAUAAAAACAAAUAGACAUCUUUUUUGUCGCCGGUCAACCGCCUUCACCCUUCACCGUAGUUUGUUUGUCGGAAAUUUACAGAUGGUUUUUACUUGCUAA
Messenger RNA from Lactuca sativa (garden lettuce), 993 nucleotides. Its product is annotated as F-box protein At2g27310. The record is from RefSeq and is a predicted model, not a curated record. Gene Ontology annotation, molecular function: protein binding. NCBI's taxonomy places the organism in Eukaryota, Viridiplantae, Streptophyta, Magnoliopsida, Asterales, Asteraceae.